CACAGGUUCACAGCGUCAGGUGGUACUUAAAUAUUAAAGGCUCUAGGGAAGCACACCAUUGUUUGUCCUCCAUUUCAGAGAGGCAGUUGUGGUUGGUUGGUCGGUUGAGAGAGAGAGCAAACGGCUGCUGGGAACUGCGAGGACAACUUCAGGGAAAGCAACAGAAGGUGCACUCAAGUGUUAAACUAUCUGACAAAGGAUGUGAAGCGUGAAGAAACCAAGACAGAGUCGGCUGUAAAAUGUUAACAGAAGUUGGACUUUUUGUACAUUAAACAUGGAUGGAACUGUGAGCGGAACGGCAGAACCUCGAGAGACCAACAGCGUACAGAAUAGACCUGAGAAAGAAGAGGACAGGAUCUCAGAUAAGGAUGGGCCUGUGUCCGAGGCUCCUGUCGAGGGUGAUGUGGAGACUGGAGCACAGAACUCCAGGGACAGCCGUAAACUGGAUUGCAUCAUCUGCUACAGUGCGUAUAACCUGGGAGAGAGACUCCCGCGGAAACUCUACUGCGGUCACACGUUCUGCCAGGCCUGUCUGAAGCGGCUGGACACCCUCAUCAAUGAGCAGAUGUGGAUCCCCUGUCCUCAGUGCAGGCAGAACACUCCUCUACCUCGUGGAGGUGCCACGGGACUAGACCUAGACCUGGCAGCGUUUCUGGGUGUUAAAGCUGAAGUGGAAAACCAGCGAACCUACAGCCAGAAAGCUCCGCUGGAGACCAAAACCUCUUUUAUAAAGCAGCCUAUCACAGAUCAACCCCCUUCAGCCUGGGCCAAUGUGGCUCUGGCAGAGCAUCGUUUCCGCAGAAGCCCUUGCUGCAAGCACUGCCUGCUCUGCUGCUGGUGGUGCUAGAUUCAUGGUCACACUUCUAUGAAUCUCUUUCUGCUGUGGAUGGUGCAUAGACUGAACUCCAUGAUCAUGAGAUUACAAUAUGUCUUUGUCUUUUUAAAAAAACAAAAAACAAAACAAUGGAUAUCCCACUGUACAGAACUCAGAUUCCUUUACAAAAUUGCCUGGGACAAUAAAAUGCAAUUUAUUUUGGGAACCAAAUGGAUCAGUAAUAUAACAAAUUCUGCAUAACUCAGUGUGGACUUGGUUCAAAAUGGAACAGGAUGUAUGGACAUGAGAUACUUUUAAUAUGAUAAAGAUGGAAGAAUGGACAGACUGCAUUUCAGAUCUUAAGACAAUCCAAUAGAAUGACAGAUGAUAGUUACAACACAUUUCAAACUAUGGGAAACCUUUGAUUGUAUUCAUGAUUUGAUUGAACCAAAUUGUCAAUCAGCUUCCAGUUUAAAGCUCUCCUGUGUUGUUUUCCAGCUCUUUAAAAAACUAAACUUAAAAAAAUAAUAACAAAAUAAAAAUGAAAAUACAUAAA
Messenger RNA from Megalobrama amblycephala (Wuchang bream), 1370 nucleotides. It is a transcript of the gene rnf224, whose product is annotated as ring finger protein 224. The record is from RefSeq and is a predicted model, not a curated record. The transcript has 3 exons. Lineage: Eukaryota; Metazoa; Chordata; Actinopteri; Cypriniformes; Xenocyprididae. The coding region runs from base 275 to 847 and encodes 190 amino acids.